This is a messenger RNA of Acomys russatus (golden spiny mouse), 1021 nucleotides long. It is a transcript of the gene Mrpl24, whose product is annotated as mitochondrial ribosomal protein L24. NCBI's taxonomy places the organism in Eukaryota, Metazoa, Chordata, Mammalia, Rodentia, Muridae. The transcript is spliced from 6 exons. Gene Ontology annotation, molecular function: structural constituent of ribosome; RNA binding. Bases 168 to 818 code for a protein of 216 amino acids. Gene Ontology annotation, cellular component: ribosome; mitochondrion. The record is from RefSeq and is a predicted model, not a curated record. Gene Ontology annotation, biological process: translation.
UUUUUUUUUUUUUUUUUUUCAAAGCUUCCGCUCCGCAACUAGACUACAUUUCCCAGAAGUCCGGUGGGGGCUGACUGCCGGAAUAGAGCACGCACGUGCAAAGAAAAGUUGGGAAAGCUGGCGAGGGACGUUUGGAGCCUUUCACUGGUGGGAUUUCUCAUUUAGCCAUGCGUCUUUCGGCCCUGCUGGCCUUGGCAUCCAAAGCCACCCUCUCCCCCCACUACCGAUAUGGGAUGAGCCGUCCAGGCUCCCUAUCAGACAAGAGGAAGAAUCCUCCGUGGCUCAGGCGGCGCCCAGUAGUGGUAGAGCCCAUCUCUGAUGAAGACUGGCACCUAUUCUGUGGAGACACGGUGGAAAUCUUAGAAGGCAAGGAUGCUGGGAAACAGGGCAAGGUGGUCCAAGUCAUUCGGCAGCGGAACUGGGUUGUCCUGGAGGGGCUGAACACGCAUUACCGCUACAUUGGCAGGACUAAGGAUCACCGAGGGACCAUGAUCCCUAGUGAAGCCCCCUUGCUUCAUAACCAGGUCAAGCUAGUGGACCCUGCAGACAGGAAACCCACUGAGAUCCAGUGGAGAUUUACUGAGUCAGGAGAGCGGGUUCGAGUCUCUACAAGAUCUGGGAGAAUUAUCCCCAAACCUGAAUUUCCUAGAGAAGAUGGCAUUGUCCCUGAAACAUGGAUUGAUGGCCCCAAGGACACGUCAGUGGAAGAUGCUCUAGAAAGGACUUACAUGCCGCGGCUAAAGACAUUAGAAGAAGAUGUGAUGGAGGCAAUGGGGAUCCAGGAGACUCGAAGACACAGGAAAAUUUAUUGGUACUGAGCCUGAGAGAGCUGCUUCUGCCUGCUCAGUCUUCACCUUGAGGGUGGAGGCCCCUCUUGCUCAAACACCAAUAAAGAGCCUUGAGUUCAGCUGCUGUCCACCCACCCUCUUCCUUCCCCCAGGGCUUGCAUUUUGGGGAGCUCAGUCUUGGUGCAGCUUUUCUCAUUGUCAGGACACACCGGGUAGAUACUCGCCUUCCCAGG